UCGAUUUUUCGACCGCAGGGCUGCAAAGCUCCGCCUCAGGUUUCCAUCUCUGUUUCAGGGGUCGGGGCCCUCAAGACGAGAAACCAAAGUUUUUUUUUUAAAUUUUUUUUUUUUUUUUUUUUUUUGGAAAUCUAGCGUGUGUAUGGUAUCCAGUGGUGGGCGCACGUGAAGUCAGUGCAAUUUCACCGGCCCACGCAGUGUGUUCACACCGUUCAAAUUGAGGUCCCAAAUAUCUUCCUCACGGUGCGAGUCAGGGCCCACGGCGGAACCACGAGGCGCUCGUCAUGGCUGAGUUCGGCAGCAACGGACUUGCGGAGGAGGUGGAAGAUCCAGGAGUCGGCGACGAAGAGCCCGGCCUGGAGGAGGGAGAAACCUCCGUGGAGGAUCCGGAGCUGGAGGCUAUAAAAGCUCGGGUGCGAGAGAUGGAGGAGGAAGCAGAGAAGCUGAAGGAGCUACAGAACGAGGUGGAGAAACAGAUGAAUCUGAGCCCUCCACCUGCAGGCCCGGUUAUCAUGUCCCUUGAGGAAAAAAUGGAAGCUGACGGGAGGUCAAUCUAUGUAGGAAAUGUUGACUACGGUGCAACAGCAGAAGAGCUGGAGGCUCACUUUCACGGAUGUGGCUCUGUUAACAGGGUUACCAUACUUUGUGACAGGUUCACAGGGCAUCCUAAAGGGUUUGCUUAUAUUGAAUUUGCAGACAAGGAGUCCGUUCGGACAGCCAUGGCUUUGGAUGAGUCGCUCUUCAGAGGGAGGCAGAUAAAGGUGGUGGCCAAGAGAACCAACAGGCCGGGCAUCAGCACCACAGAUCGCGGGUUUCCACGGGCCCGGUUCCGUUCUCGGGGGGGGAGCUUCUCGUCCAGGGCACGCUACUACAGCGGGUACACGCCACCCCGAGGCAGAGGACGGGCCUUCAGGUUUCAGGACCAGUGGAGGCUGACCACACCCCCUCCCGUGGCUGCAGUGCCCUCCACAGUAUCGGCGGCGCCGCUCUCUCUCUCUGCUCCCGCUAUGCACACUCACCCCAUCCUGUCUGUGUGGGGUGGUGGGGGAGGGGGGCAGGGUGACCACAGGCCUGCCACUGGGGGUAUUUACUAUAAUAACAAACGAUGAAGUGACAUGCGCGCACACGAGGCCCACCCAGACAUCACACACACAGUCACCACAUGUUUUUCUAUAGGAAGAACUGAGCCUAGAUAAGAGCUACUGUUUUACCUGAGUGAAGAAGGCAGGUACAGAGAGAGGGAGGGGGGUCUGGAGCUUUGGCCCAGAUUCUGCAAUCUGUGCAGCUCCCUCCACUUUAAGGAAAUUUGGAAAAUGGUUGGGUCAUGUGGGACAGAUAUAAUUUAAGUCUGGGGGGAGUAGGAGAGGCAUAGUUUCUU
Scleropages formosus (Asian bonytongue) is the source of this 1378-nucleotide messenger RNA. RefSeq names its product polyadenylate-binding protein 2-B-like. Bases 285 to 1109 code for a protein of 274 amino acids. Gene Ontology annotation, molecular function: poly(A) binding. The transcript is spliced from 8 exons. Gene Ontology annotation, cellular component: nucleus. The record is from RefSeq and is a predicted model, not a curated record. NCBI's taxonomy places the organism in Eukaryota, Metazoa, Chordata, Actinopteri, Osteoglossiformes, Osteoglossidae.